AUGAUGGCUGUGGCCGCCCGCAUCCGCAAGGGUCUGAAGGAGCUGAAGCGCGCGGACGGCACGCCCUACGUCCAGCUCCUCGACGCGGGCGACACGAAGUGCCUCCCGGUGGUCGCCCCCUGAGUCCACGUGACCGUGUCUGCUCGAUGGCGUGACGCUCUACUAUCACGCAGGUCACGGCGCGCGUCAACCCGGCCCUGAACGCGCCCUACGACGACAUCGACCUCCAGCACGCCAUCGCCCAGGAGCACUGGUACGUCUGCGGCUACAAGAUGAACAUGAAGUGAGUGCGGCCGCGCGGAUCACGGCGCCUUCGCGCUGGACCAUCGUGUCCUCCCGGACGCCUCCACGCCGUCGCCGAGACGGCUUGAUUCACCGGUCGCGUUCCACGCAGGCACCCGAUCACCGAGGAGACGCACCACCUCUUCCACGACGCGGACCCGUCGACGCCCAUGUUCCGCGUCGUCGUCAAGGCGAACCUGUCCAUGCCCAUGGCCGACAACCUCGUCGCGUCCAUCAAGAAGUCCUUCGCGUUCCUCGACGCGCACGGCGCCGGCUUCAACAGCCACCCGCACCACGCGCACCAGCCGCACCACAAGGCGUGCUAGGACGGCGUUGGACUCGUCUCUCGCCUUCCCCCUUCCCCUCGCCAGAGACCUAAGCUCAGUUCAACUUC
Pelagomonas calceolata is the source of this 676-nucleotide messenger RNA. The record is from the annotation of a GenBank genome assembly. Lineage: Eukaryota; Pelagophyceae; Pelagomonadales; Pelagomonadaceae.